Arachis ipaensis is the source of this 555-nucleotide messenger RNA. The record is from RefSeq and is a predicted model, not a curated record. NCBI's taxonomy places the organism in Eukaryota, Viridiplantae, Streptophyta, Magnoliopsida, Fabales, Fabaceae.
UGACAUUGGCUUGCUUUGAUGAAAUUUGAAUUUCCAGCGUGUGGCUUCAGAACAUGGCCUUAUAUUGGUUGACACAAAGUAUGAAUUUGGGAAGGCAGAGGACGGUUCAAUUAUGUUGAUUGAUGAGGUGCACACUCCUGAUUCAAGUAGAUAUUGGAUUGCCAAUUCUUAUCUUGAGCGCUUUCAAAAUGGUUUGGAGCCUGAAAAUGUUGAUAAGGAGUUCUUGAGGCUGUGGUUCAAAAAUCACUGCAAUCCUUAUGAAGAUGAGGUUCUUCCUGAAGCUCCUGAAGAUCUUGUUUGCGAAUUGUCUUGGCGAUACAUUUUCUUGUAUGAGACUAUAACAAAAUCAAAGUUUGAAGUGCUUUCGUCUGAGGAGCCAAUACAUGAGCGAAUAUCACGAAAUGUUGCAUCUGCACUGGCAUCUUUGAAGUAGCCUGGGAAUGUUGGGACUUUUUCAAUUCUGUAUUCUAUAGACCCCUUUCUGAGGAUAUAUUUAAAACUUACAAGCGGCAGAAAUUCUACCAAGAAGUAUUUUUUUAAAUAAAAGAAAUUCUA